This is a messenger RNA of Gongylonema pulchrum, 825 nucleotides long. Lineage: Eukaryota; Metazoa; Nematoda; Chromadorea; Rhabditida; Gongylonematidae. The record is from the annotation of a GenBank genome assembly.
AUGACGAUAGCUGAGUGGCCAAUAAAACAUGGCCGAACGCCAUUCUUUCCGCUUCGCCCAAUGCAUCACCGGCCUGUCAGCCGAGAUUCCGACGAAACAGCUAGUGAAUCUUUAGAAGAUGAAGGUGAAGACUGGAUACCGUUUGGUCGACGGGAUGACCUGGAAAAGUCACGAUUACCUAUGUAUCGUCCACCACGACCCCCACCACCCCCGCCGCCGUUCUACUAUCCACCAAGAACACCACCACCUCCACCACCACCACCACCAUAUCUACCACCUUCGCCGUACUAUUUUCCGCCGAGACCGUCACCAUUUAUGCCCCCACCUUUGCAGGAACCACCUCGCCGCCCACCACCACGAAGAGUGCUUGAUGACCAGGACACAGGCCUAGCGCCUCCAACGUUCGGUUCUGGAUCAUCGUGUUGCGGUCCGAAAACAACACCAGUGUCAUCAGCCUUACCUCCAUUAGCACCAAUCACCCCGUUAUCAUCAGUGGCUCCAAUAGCCCCAUUAUCACUAGCACCAGCACAGCCUGCUCCCCUGACCGUUCCCCUAUUCAGUGCUGCAGCCCCUCCUCCUGCACAACCACUUUUCGGUACCGCACCACUGCAACCGGCUCCCAUGACCGUUCCUCUCUUCAGUGCUGCACCUCCCCCUGUACAACCACUUUUCGGUACCGCGCCAAUGCUUGCUCCCUCCGUUCAACAACCAGCAUUUGGAGCUCCAGUGUUUUCUGCCGCCGCACCUACGGCAACUAAUUUUGAAGAAACCGUUGAAAGGGGAACGCUUCAGGUUUUUCUUUUAUUUAAUAUGGGUCGCCAGUGA